AUGAAGCGACAACGCCAUAAUGCUACUGUGCCCUCGUCAUGGAAGUUUUGGCUUUCCUGUUGGAUCUUGUUGUUUCAGCAGUCGAACAAUAAGAAUUUGCUGACGGAAGCUAGAAUUGUGGACGAUUAUGUGUCACCACCAACAACAGCAACAACAACAGCCACAGUUAGUAGUAGUAAUAGUAUGGAACAAAACAACAACAACAACAACAACAACAUUGACGACGUGGCAUCCAUUGAUCAAGAUUUAAAGGAGAUUGGACAACUCUUGCGGAUCGGUGACUUUGAUGCGGCACGCUCUUUGUACGAGGAGGGGUCGUAUUCAGCAUCCUACGCCCAAGUGUUUUUGAACGAACCAGUCCAACAGGAAAUAGAGGCUGGAGAAGUGGUGACGGGACCCGCCAAUGGGGGUGGAAUCGCAUCUGGAAUUGUCCAGGAAACCGUCCGGCCGGGAGAACACCAAGUCAAGAUUCGAUACGUGGCUCUUCUGGAUACGGAGGAGGAUACCCCCGUCCAAACGAGUAGGACGGGAAGUCCUGCUACUACUACUAAUACCGCUACCACCACUACUGCAACCACCACAAAAAGAACAAGCAAGCAAUCUCUCAUACGGAGCAAGGUCAUUCCUCACUUUUCGGAAAAGAGCAAACGCCAUCGGGAUGACCGAAAUGGUGAUACUGCAGCAGAGGAUACGACGACGGUUGCAACUGCGGCUAUCAACACGGAUCACUAUUGUCAUGUGGGAGGCAACCCAGAGCCAGUGACGGGUGGAUGCUUCAAGGCAUCGGGAACUCUCACCAAUCAUGCCUUGGGCAGAGAUUAUGAUUAUCAAUACGACGUCUUGAAUGGAAACCACAAUGCAAGAUCUAUUUCCAAGCUGAGCCGAGGAGUGGUCAAUGAUGGAUCCUUGGGAUUCCACAUGCUCAGCAAGGAGUUCUUGCUAUUCACAUCCUACUUUGGACGUACGGACUAUGCCGAUCACUUGAUUCAAACGGCCUUUGAUGCGGUGAAUGAUCCAACGGUUAGCACCGAAAUGGAUCGAAGCAACCUUCAUUUUUAUCACUUUCAUGAUGAGGCCCUUGCCUCGUUUUUGUACACCUUCAUGGCACACUUGACAUUGUGGAUGGAAACAGUAGUCCAUCUCGAUGUGGCUAUUGAGAUAUGCGAUGCUCCUUCCGAACGACAAGAGGCGAUCCAACAAUGGGAUCAAGCAGCUUCCAUGUACGUUGGAUCACGUGGUAGCAAGCGUGGCAUACUUCAUCACGAACUCGCUGCCAAGCAAUGCCAGGUAUUUCAUACCUGCCCACCCGACAAGUACGAAGUUAGUGCCAGCGACUUUGAAUACCAAGAAGGACAAGUACACAUUAAUGAGGAAAUUGCCGAUGAUUUUCAAACGGGACGACAAGGGUUAUUGAAUGGCGAUUGCGACACGGUCAAGGCACGAAAGUCCAAGAUUGUUCGGUCUAUGACCAUACCGUUGAUUCAAGCUACUCUGCUGGAAGCGUACAAAGUGGAUCGCAAUGGGGAUGACAACUACAUCAUGGGGCCCGAUGCCAGUGCCAUUGCCUAUGGAAUGACCAUUAUUCCUUUGAUCAACGCGUGUAAUGAAGAUGAUGCCACUGCCUUGUUCGACUCAUUGGGAGACUUGCACACGCCUGCGUCGUUUUGGGCCGGUGCCAAUAAUAAUCCCCAUACCAAGCCUCUUUCGUUUUCGACGGUCAAACAAAUUUUGGAAAGGAACUAUUCCUGUUUGAAAAUAAAGUGCUCUGACGUGGGAGGUAUUUGGAAUUAUACAUCGAACAACCAAUACAUGGAUGGGGCUGAGCCAUGCGACGGAUUUGCCACAACAACAGGCAAGGAUGCGCCUCCAUCCGAAAAUGCGGCGACAACCGGCGCAGAGCCUGGAGAGUCCAACGACGGAGUUGGAUUCUUCACGUUCCUCAUGUUCCUAGUUGUGGCAGGAGUCGCUGUUUUUGGGCUGACAGUGAGGCGAUUCACAAAAGAAAAGAGGGAAACGAAAAGGAGCGUUGAAGCUAAUCGUAACCUGCAUGAGCAGUCGCAAUGCUGGGACGAACGGGAGAUAGAAAUUACACUGGAUUGA
Cylindrotheca closterium is the source of this 2100-nucleotide messenger RNA. The record is from the annotation of a GenBank genome assembly. NCBI's taxonomy places the organism in Eukaryota, Bacillariophyta, Bacillariophyceae, Bacillariales, Bacillariaceae.